AUGGCGCCUUCCGGGGCGCCGAGCAACGUGCCAGCGACCACCGUCCACUGCCUGCUCUACGUGUUCAUCCUCCUGGGCACCGCCGUCCUCGCCAUCGGGUUCCGAGCGGCGGUGCAGGCAGCCCUCGUCGGCCUCGUCGGGGGCCUGCGGCGCUGGGAGGCCGCGGACGGCGUCGCCGAGCACGAGCUGCGUGGAGCCCUGGACGCCCUGGCGCGCGCGGAGUACCUGGCGCCCGCAGGCCUGGGCCUGCUCGGGGUCGCCGGCGCGCUCCACGGGGAAGCGGUGGCGGCCGCGCGCGGGGCCCUGUGGCUGCGGGCGGCACGCGCGUGCGAGCGCCUGCGGGAGCUGGUGGGCGAGAUGCAGGAGGUCGUCGGCGACCUCGAGGCGCUGCGGCGGGGCCUCGGGGAGGGGCCGGCGCCCCCGAGCCCACCGCGGGCCUCGGCCCUGGCGUGCGCCCCGGCGGCCAGGGCCGCGCUGCGGGACGCAGGCCGAGCGCUCCGCUCGGAGCUCGCGCUGCGGCGCUCGCUGCUGGACGCCCUCGCGGAGCUGGAGCGGUCGUCCAGCGAGGACGAGCGGCAGCGGCUGUUCAUUGCCUGGACGGAGCGGGCGUACGCACCUCUGGAGGACGGCUGCCGCCUCCUCGCGCUGCGGCGCGGCGCCUCGGCGGCGCUGGAGGGCAUCGCGGCAGGGCGCUGA
Molecule: messenger RNA, 696 nt
Organism: Prorocentrum cordatum
Lineage: Eukaryota; Dinophyceae; Prorocentrales; Prorocentraceae
Source: the annotation of a GenBank genome assembly